Phragmites australis (common reed) is the source of this 3567-nucleotide messenger RNA. Its product is annotated as disease resistance protein RPS2-like. Gene Ontology annotation, molecular function: ADP binding; protein binding. Lineage: Eukaryota; Viridiplantae; Streptophyta; Magnoliopsida; Poales; Poaceae. The transcript is spliced from 2 exons. The record is from RefSeq and is a predicted model, not a curated record. Bases 208 to 2946 code for a protein of 912 amino acids.
ACUCCCCGCUCGCCAGUCGCCACCCCACCUACUCACUCAGUCACUCCUCCCUCCUCUUAAAACCAGCCGCGUCUCGGUGCCUCUCACUGCCCACGCGCACGCCACCGCUGCCUCCUUAGCUCCGCCGCCGCGCCACUGUUCCACGCACGAAAGAUCGAACCGCACCGCCGAACGAUCUUGGUUUGGUUGCAUUGCAGAUCAGCGGAGAUGGAGCUGCAGCUGGCGGCCGUGCUCGCCUCACUCGCCCUCGGCGGUGCGCUGCUGGUGUUAUUCUUCGGCAAGUGGUGGCAGCCGCUGGCCGACGCCGACAGGAACGUCAAGGAGCUGGCCGACGCGGUGGAGGCCCUGCUGCGGCUGCGGGCAGAGCUGCUGAGGAACGACCCGGCGCCGGCGUCGGAUCCCGUGCGCGCGUGGCUGCGGCGGGUGCAGGAGGCGCAGGACGAGUUGGCGUCCAUCAAGGCGCGGCACGACGGCGGGCAGCUGUACGUGGUCCGCCUCCUGCAGUACUUUUUCCUUUCCACGGGCCCCGUCGGGGGGCUGGCCGAGCAGCAGCUCAAGGCGGUGCUGGCGCUCCGGGAGCAGGGCGCGGCGCUCCUCGAGGCCGCGCUGGCCACGCCGCAGGCGCCGCCGCCCCUGCUCUGCCAGCCGGAGGACCUGGACCUCCCCUCGGAGUCGACGGGACCCGCGAGGGCCCACCUCAACGAGGCGCUCCGUUUCCUCGGCGACUGCGACGCCGCGCUCGGCGUCUGGGGCGCCGGCGGCGUGGGCAAGACCACGGUGCUGAAGCUUGUGCGCGAGGUGUGCGGCCGCGUCGCGCGCUUCGACCACGUCCUGCUCGUGGCGGUCUCCAGGGGUUGCACAGUGGCCAAGCUCCAGAGGGAGGUCGUGGCCGUGCUCGGGCUGCGGGACGCGCCGACGGAGCAGGCGCAGGCCGCCGGGAUCCUGAGCUUCCUGAGGGGCAAGAGCUUCCUCCUCCUGCUGGACGGCGUGUGGGAGCGCCUGGACCUGGAGAGGGUCGGCAUCCCGCAGCCCCUCGGCAUGGUGGCCGGCAAGGUGAGGAAGGUCAUAGUGGCGUCGAGGAGCGAGGCAGUGUGCGCCGACAUGGGCUGCAGCAAGAAGAUCAGGAUGGAGUGCUUCAACGAGGAGGAUGCGUGGAUCCUAUUUCAAACCAAUGUUGUCGGGGACACCAUCCAUCGCCACUCUCAAAUUCUCACACUAGCGAGACAGGUGGCUACAGAAUGCAAAGGAUUGCCUUUGGCCCUCGUCACCAUCGGCCGCGCCAUGUCAAAUAAGCGCACACCAGAGGAGUGGGCUGAGGCACUCGACACGCUCAAGGCGUCGCAGCUCUCGACUACGCCCGGCUCAGACAAGAGCACGCACACUCUAGUGAAGUUCUGCUACGACAAUGUGGAGAGCGACGUGGUGAGGGAAUGCUUCCUGACCAGCGUGCUCUGGCCCGAGGACCACAACAUCUCAAAGGACGAGCUCGUGCAGUGCUGGAUCGGGCUCGGCCUGCUCCCCGAGCUCGCCGACAUCGACGAGGCGCACCGGUUCGGGCACUCGGUGAUCGCAAUCCUAGAGGACGCGCGCCUGCUGGAGAAGGGGGACAACCACCGGUACAACAUGUUCCCGUCCGACACGCACGUCAAGGUCCACGACGUCGUCCGCGACGCGGCGCUCCGGUUCGCGCCCGGCAAGUGGCUGGUCCGCGCGGGCGCCGGGCUCAGGGAGCCCCCGCGCGAGGAGGCUCUGUGGCGCGACGCGCGGCGCGUGUCCCUGAUGCACAACAGCAUCGAGGACGCGCCGGCGAAGGCGGGCGGCGCCCUCUCGAACGCGCAGCCGUCGUCGCUGAUGCUCCAGUACAACCGCGCCCUGCCGAGGAGGAUGCUUCAAGCGAUCCAACAUUUCACCAAGCUCACGUACCUGGACCUCGAGGACACCGGGAUUUCGGACGCCUUCCCCAUGGAGAUCUGCUGCUUGGUCAACUUGGAGUACCUCAACCUAUCUAAGAACCGGAUCCUGUCUCUGCCGAUGGAGCUGAGCAACCUGAGCCAGCUCAAGUACUUCUACCUGCGCGACAACUACUACAUCCAGAUCACCAUACCUCCGGGGCUCAUCUCGCGGCUCGGGAAGCUGCGGGUCCUGGAGGUGUUCACCGCGAGCAUCGUCUCCGUCGCGGACGACUAUGUAGCGCCGGUCAUCGACGACCUCGAGAGCACCGGCGCGCGCAUGGCGUCGCUCGGCAUCUGGCUAGACAACACCCGUGACGUGGAGAGGCUCUCGAGGCUGGCGCCGGGCGUGCGCGCCCGGUCGCUCCACCUGCGCAAGCUGGACGGCGCGCGCGCCCUGCCGCUGCUGUCCGCGCAGCACGCGCCGGAGCUCGGCGGCGUGCAAGAGAGCCUGAGGGAGCUUGUGGUCUACGCGUCCGACAUCGAGGAGCUCGUGGCCGACGCGCACGCGCCGAGGCUGGAGGUCGUCAAGUUCGGAUUCCUGACGAAGCUGCGCGUCAUGGCGUGGUCCCACAGCGCGUCGUCCAACCUCCGUGAGGUCGCCCUCGGCGCGUGCCACUCGCUGACGCACCUGACGUGGGUACAGCACCUGCCGUGCCUCGAGACGCUCAACCUCAGCGGGUGCAACGGGCUGACGAGGCUUCUGGGCGGCGCCGGGGACGGUGGCAGUGCCGCGGAGGAGGUUGUCGCGUUCCCGCGGUUGAGGCUGCUGGCGCUGCUGGGGCUGCCCAAGCUGGAAGCCGUCCGCGUCGAGGGGGAGUGCGCGUUCCCGGAGCUGCGGCGCCUGCAGAUGAGGGGGUGCCCGCGGCUGAAGAGCAUACCGAUGCGGCCGGCGCGCGGGCAGUGCCAGGUCCGGAUCGAGUGCGACAAGCACUGGUGGGACGCGCUGAAGUGGGCGGGCGAGGACGUCAAGUCCUGCUUCGUCCCCGUGCUCUAAGGCCUUCGCAGCGCUCCGAGACCAGCUCCCAGCUAGACCAGCUCCUAAAAAAGAUCAGUCGGUACUUCGCCAAAUGACAGUACGAUAGUAUGCAGUUUUUAGUUAUUGGAAUGAUUUACUAAAAUGAAGAUGUUAGAAGUUGAGAAAAGAUAAUUUCUCUGAUUUAUUUCCUUCGUAAAAUUUGUCAUAGAAAAUCAUUUUCAAUUACAUAAUUAUUUUUAUAGAAAAAUUAAAUUAUAAGAGCUCUAUUAAACAUUUUCAAUUACAUAAUCAUUUUUUAUAGAAAAUUUAAACUAUAAGAGCUCUAUUAAACACGUCCUAAAUUCACAGUAGCACUUGAAGCUGCAAUUUUGGCGCCAGUUGAUUUGUUUGACGAUUGAGUCCAUGCUGUUUGGCAAGGAAACAGAUGAUGAGGGGAGAUUCAGGGAGUAUAUUUGAGACAGUAUUAAGGGUUAUUUUUUGUAUUUUUUUCGUUUUUAUUUGAACACUUCGAUUAUUGGUCCAGUUCACUGCAUUUUGGCAGUUGGUUCAUGUUUGAUGUAUAAUUCAACCAGGAUAUACUGUAUUUUUGCUCAAAGUUGAUGGUAAGGCCUAAGGCCCAUUUGUGUCGGGAAAUGUUUC